GCGAGACGGAGAAACUGGGGCAGAAGUGAAGAUGGCGGCGGCGGCGCUGGCGGCGGCGGUUCGUCGCCAGUGACGCGCGCUGCGGGCUGCUGUCCCUCCCCGCUCCCCGCGUCCGCCGCGUCCGCCCCGCACCCCUCCACCCGCAGCCCGCCGCUCGCCGCGCUCCGGGCCGCCGUCGUCCGUGCGCGCCGUGGCCGGCCGAGCGGGCGGCGCGUUGAUCCGCCCUCCCGCCCGCCGCGCCGGACCGCCGGGCCGCGGACACACGCUCGGCGGGGAGGCGGCGGUCCCUGCGCGCUCGCGGCCCUCCGUUUGGGGACCCGGAGGAGGAGGCGGUGGCGGCGGCCGUGGGAUCCGGGGACGGGAAGGGGACCGGGGGGCCGGGCGACAGCGGGAGCGGCUCGUUCCCGGGAGCGGGGCGCGCAGGCGGUACCAUGACGUCCAUCCAUUUCGUGGUCCACCCGCUGCCGGGCACCGAGGACCAGCUCAAUGACAGGUUACGGGAAGUUUCAGAGAAGCUGAACAAGUACAAUCUGAACAGCCACCCGCCUUUGAAUGUACUGGAGCAGGCUACUAUUAAACAGUGUGUGGUGGGACCCAAUCACGCUGCCUUUCUUCUUGAGGAUGGCAGGAUUUGUAGGAUUGGUUUUUCAGUACAACCAGACAGACUGGAAUUGGGCAAACCUGAUAAUAAUGAUGGGUCAAAACUGAACAGCAGCUCGGGGACAGGGAGGACGUCCAGGCCGGGAAGGACAAGUGACUCCCCGUGGUUCCUCUCGGGUUCUGAGACUCUGGGCAGGCUGGCAGGCAACACUCUGGGAAGCCGCUGGAGUUCUGGAGUGGGUGGAAGUGGAGGAGGCUCCUCUGGUCGGUCGUCUGCUGGAGCCCGUGAUUCCCGGCGACAGACUCGAGUUAUUCGGACUGGACGGGAUCGGGGGUCUGGACUUCUGGGCAGUCAACCCCAGCCAGUUAUUCCAGCCUCUGUCAUUCCUGAGGAGUUGAUUUCACAGGCUCAAGUUGUUUUACAAGGCAAAUCAAGAAGUGUCAUUAUUAGAGAACUUCAGAGAACAAAUCUUGAUGUCAACCUUGCUGUAAAUAAUUUACUGAGCCGGGAUGAUGAGGAUGGAGAUGACGGUGAUGACACAGCCAGUGAAUCUUACCUGCCGGGAGAAGAUCUUAUGUCUCUUCUUGACGCUGACAUUCACUCUGCCCACCCCAGUGUCAUUAUCGAUGCUGACGCCAUGUUUUCUGAGGACAUUAGCUAUUUUGGUUACCCUUCUUUUCGCCGUUCAUCACUCUCUAGGCUAGGCUCAUCUCGAGUUCUCCUUCUUCCCUUAGAGAGAGACUCCGAGCUUCUGCGGGAACGGGAAUCUGUUCUACGGUUACGGGAGCGACGAUGGCUCGAUGGAGCCUCAUUUGAUAAUGAAAGGGGCUCUACCAGCAAAGAGGGAGAGUCAAACCCGGAUAAGAAGAACACGCCUGUUCAGAGUCCCGUGUCUCUGGGAGAAGACUUACAGUGGUGGCCUGAUAAGGAUGGAACAAAAUUUACCUGCAUUGGGGCUCUGUAUUCUGAGCUUCUGGCUGUCAGCAGCAAAGGAGAACUUUAUCAGUGGAAGUGGAGUGAGGCUGAGCCCUACAGAAAUGCACAGAAUCCUUCAUUGCAUCAUCCACGAGCAACAUUUUUGGGGUUGACCAAUGAAAAGAUAGUUCUCCUGUCUGCAAACAGCAUAAGAGCCACUGUAGCUACUGACAGUAACAAGGUUGCUACAUGGGUGGAUGAAACGUUAAGUUCUGUGGCUUCUAAGUUAGAGCACACAGCACAGACUUACUCUGAACUUCAAGGAGAACGGAUAGUUUCCUUACAUUGCUGUGCCCUUUAUACCUGCGCCCAGCUGGAGAAUAAUUUAUAUUGGUGGGGUGUUGUUCCUUUUAGUCAAAGGAAGAAAAUGUUAGAGAAAGCUAGAGCAAAAAAUAAAAAGCCCAAAUCCAGUGCUGGUAUUUCCUCCAUGCCAAACAUCACUGUUGGAACUCAGGUGUGCUUAAGAAACAAUCCUCUGUAUCAUGCUGGAGCAGUUGCCUUUUCAAUUAGUGCUGGGAUUCCUAAAGUUGGUGUCUUAAUGGAGUCAGUCUGGAAUAUGAAUGAUAGCUGUAGAUUUCAACUUCGAUCUCCGGAGAGCCUGAGAAACAUGGAAAAAGCCAGCAAAACUCUUGAAACAAAGCCGGAGAGUAAGCAGGAACCAGUAAAAACAGAGAUGGGUCCUCCGCCAUCGCCAGCAUCCACCUGCAGUGAUGCUUCCUCAAUUGCCAGCAGUGCAUCCAUGCCCUACAAGCGACGUCGAUCAACUCCUGCCCCGAAAGAAGAGGAGAAGGUGAAUGAAGAGCAGUGGUCCCUUCGGGAAGUUGUUUUUGUUGAAGAUGUUAAGAAUGUUCCUGUCGGCAAGGUGCUGAAGGUAGAUGGUGCCUAUGUAGCUGUAAAGUUUCCAGGAACAUCUGGUAACACCAACUGUCAGAACAGCUCUGGUCCGGAUGCUGACCCUUCUUCGCUCCUGCAGGACUGCAGGCUGCUUCGAAUUGAUGAGCUGCAGGUUGUCAAAACAGGUGGCACUCCAAAAGUUCCCGACUGUUUUCAGAGGACUCCCAAGAAGCUUUGUAUACCUGAGAAGACUGAAAUACUAGCAGUGAAUGUGGAUUCCAAAGGUGUUCAUGCUGUUCUGAAGACAGGAAGCUGGGUCCGGUAUUGUGUCUUUGAUCUCGCUACAGGGAAGGCUGAACAAGAAAAUAAUUUCCCCACGAGCAGCGUUGCUUUUCUUGGUCAGGAUGAGAGGAGUGUAGCUAUCUUCACUGCUGGACAGGAAUCUCCUAUUAUUCUUCGAGAUGGAAAUGGUACUAUCUACCCAAUGGCCAAAGACUGCAUGGGAGGAAUAAGGGACCCUGACUGGCUCGAUCUCCCACCAAUUAGUAGUCUUGGGAUGGGUGUACAUUCUUUAAUAAAUCUUCCUGCCAAUUCAACAAUCAAAAAGAAAGCAGCUGUUAUCAUCAUGGCUGUAGAGAAGCAGACCUUAAUGCAGCAGAUUCUCAGAUGUGACUAUGAGGCCUGCCGACAGUACCUUGUGAAUCUGGAGCAAGCAGUUGUUUUAGAGCAGAACCUGCAGAUGUUACAGACGUUCAUCAGCCACAGAUGCGAUGGAAACCGGAACAUUUUACACGCUUGUGUAUCAGUUUGCUUUCCAACUAGCAAUAAGGAGACCAAGGAAGAAGAGGAGGCCGAACGCUCAGAAAGAAAUACCUUUGCAGAAAGGCUUUCUGCUGUGGAGGCCAUUGCAAAUGCAAUAUCAGUUGUUUCAAGUAAUGGCCCCGGUAAUCGGGCUGGAUCAUCAAGUAGCCGAAGUUUGAGAUUACGGGAAAUGAUGAGACGUUCAUUGAGAGCAGCUGGUUUGGGUAGACAUGAGGCUGGCGCUUCUUCCAGUGACCACCAGGAUCCUGUUUCACCCCCCAUAGCUCCCCCUAGUUGGGUUCCUGACCCUCCUUCAAUGGAUCCUGAUGGUGACAUUGAUUUUAUCCUGGCCCCCGCUGUGGGAUCUCUCACCACAGCAGCGACUGGCAGUGGUCAAGGACCCAGCACCUCCACCAUUCCAGGUCCUUCCACAGAGCCUUCUGUAGUAGAAUCCAAGGAUCGAAAGGCAAAUGCACAUUUUAUAUUGAAAUUGUUGUGUGACAGUGCAGUUCUGCAGCCUUAUCUCCGAGAGCUUCUCUCUGCCAAGGAUGCAAGAGGAAUGACCCCGUUUAUGUCAGCUGUAAGUGGCCGGGCUUAUCCUGCUGCGAUUACCAUCUUAGAAACAGCCCAGAAGAUUGCCAAAGCUGAAGUAUCUGCAAGUGAAAAGGAGGAAGAUGUGUUCAUGGGAAUGGUUUGCCCGUCAGGUACCAACCCUGACGACUCUCCUUUGUAUGUCUUAUGUUGCAAUGACACCUGCAGCUUCACAUGGACGGGUGCCGAGCACAUUAACCAGGACAUUUUUGAGUGUCGGACUUGUGGUUUGCUGGAGUCGCUUUGUUGUUGUACAGAAUGUGCCAGGGUUUGUCAUAAAGGGCAUGAUUGCAAACUCAAGCGGACUUCACCAACAGCUUACUGUGAUUGUUGGGAGAAAUGUAAGUGUAAAACAUUGAUCGCUGGACAGAAGUCUGCUCGUCUCGACCUACUUUAUCGCCUGCUCACUGCUACAAAUCUGGUCACCCUACCCAACAGCAGGGGAGAGCACCUUCUGCUGUUCUUAGUGCAGACUGUGGCCAGGCAGACUGUGGAGCACUGUCAGUACAGGCCGCCACGGAUCAGGGAGGACCGCAACCGGAAAACAGCCAGUCCUGAAGACUCAGACAUGCCUGACCAUGACUUGGAGCCCCCAAGGUUUGCUCAGCUCGCCCUGGAGCGCGUCCUUCAGGACUGGAAUGCUCUGAGAUCUAUGAUUAUGUUUGGGUCACAGGAGAAUAAAGACCCUCUGAGUGCCAGCAGCCGGAUAGGCCAUCUUCUUCCGGAAGAGCAGGUGUACCUCAGUCAGCAGAGCGGCACAAUUCGGCUCGACUGCUUCACACACUGCCUUAUCGUCAAGUGUACAGCAGACAUUUUGCUUUUAGAUACUCUGCUAGGCACAUUAGUAAAAGAACUCCAAAACAAGUACACACCUGGACGCCGAGAAGAAGCAACUGCUGUUACAAUGAGGUUUCUACGAUCAGUGGCAAGAGUGUUUGUUAUUCUGAGUGUGGAAAUGGCCUCUUCCAAAAAGAAAAACAACUUUAUUCCACAGCCUAUUGGAAAGUGCAAACGUGUGUUUCAAGCUCUACUUCCUUAUGCUGUAGAAGAAUUGUGUAAUGUAGCAGAGUCUCUGAUCGUUCCUGUCAGAAUGGGGAUUGCCCGCCCUACAGCUCCGUUUACCCUGGCCAGUACUAGCAUAGAUGCUAUGCAAGGCAGUGAAGAAUUAUUUUCAGUAGAACCAUUACCACCACGGCCAUCAUCAGAUCAGUCAAGCAGCUCCAGUCAGUCUCAGUCAUCUUACAUCAUCCGGAAUCCACAGCAGAGGCGCAUCAGCCAGUCACAGCCCGUUAGAGGCCGAGAUGAAGAACAGGAUGAUAUUGUGUCAGCAGAUGUGGAAGAGGUUGAGGUGGUGGAAGGCGUGGCUGGAGAGGAGGAUCAUCACGAUGAACAGGAAGAGCAUGGGGAAGAGAACGCUGAGGCUGAGGGCCACCAUGAUGAGCACGAUGAAGACGGAAGUGACAUGGAGCUAGAUUUGUUAGCAGCAGCUGAAACGGAAAGUGACAGUGAAAGUAACCAUAGUAACCAAGACAAUGCUAGCGGGCGCAGAAGUGUUGUCACUGCAGCCACUGCUGGCUCAGAAGCAGGAGCAAGCAGUGUUCCUGCCUUUUUUUCUGAAGACGACUCUCAGUCAAAUGACUCAAGUGACUCUGACAGCAGCAGCAGUCAGAGUGAUGACAUAGAGCAGGAGACCUUUAUGCUCGAUGAGCCACUAGAAAGGACAACGACCAGCUCCCAUGCCAAUGGUGCUGCCCAGGCGCCCCGCUCCAUGCAGUGGGCCGUUCGCAACACGCAGCAUCAGCGAGCCGCCAGCACAGCCCCGUCCAGCACGUCCACUCCAGCAGCAAGUUCUGCAGGUUUGAUUUAUAUUGAUCCUUCAAAUUUACGCCGGAGCGGCACCAUCAGCACAAGUGCUGCAGCGGCGGCAGCUGCUUUGGAAGCUAGCAAUGCCAGCAGCUACUUAACAUCUGCAAGCAGUUUAGCCAGGGCUUACAGCAUUGUCAUCAGACAAAUCUCGGACUUGAUGGGCCUUAUUCCUAAGUAUAAUCACCUAGUAUACUCUCAGAUUCCAGCAGCUGUGAAAUUGACUUAUCAAGAUGCAGUCAACUUACAGAACUAUGUAGAAGAAAAGCUUAUUCCUACGUGGAACUGGAUGGUCAGUAUUAUGGAUUCUACUGAAGCUCAAUUACGUUAUGGUUCUGCAUUAGCAUCUGCUGGUGAUCCAGGACAUCCAAAUCAUCCCCUUCAUGCCUCUCAGAAUUCAGCUCGAAGAGAGAGGAUGACUGCUCGGGAGGAGGCCAGUCUAAGAACGCUUGAAGGCAGACGACGUGCUACAUUGCUGAGUGCCCGCCAGGGAAUGAUGUCUGCUCGAGGAGAUUUUCUCAAUUAUGCUCUGUCUUUAAUGCGAUCUCAUAAUGAUGAGCAUUCUGAUGUUCUUCCAGUACUGGAUGUGUGCUCACUGAAACAUGUGGCAUAUGUCUUCCAAGCCCUUAUAUAUUGGAUUAAAGCAAUGAAUCAACAGACAACAUUAGACACCCCUCAACUGGAACGCAAAAGGACACGAGAACUUCUGGAACUGGGUAUUGAUAAUGAAGAUUCAGAACAUGAAAAUGAUGACGACACCAGUCAAAGUGCUACUUUGAAUGAUAAGGACGAUGAAUCUCUUCCUGCAGAAACUGGCCAAAACCAUCCAUUUUUCCGACGUUCAGACUCUAUGACAUUCCUUGGAUGUAUACCUCCAAAUCCAUUUGAAGUGCCUUUGGCUGAAGCCAUACCCCUGGCUGACCAGCCACACUUGUUACAGCCAAAUGCUAGAAAGGAAGAUCUUUUUGGUCGCCCAAGUCAGGGUCUGUAUUCCUCAUCUUCCAGCAGUGGGAAAUGCUUAGUGGAAGUUACAAUGGACAGAAAUUGUCUCGAGGUUCUUCCAACUAAAAUGUCUUAUGCUGCUAAUCUAAAAAAUGUAAUGAACAUGCAAAACCGGCAGAAGAAAGAAGGGGAAGAACAGAGCGAGCUGGCCGAAGAAGCCGACAGUUCAAAGCCAGGGCCGUCUGCUCCUGAUGUUGCUGCCCAGUUGAAGAGCAGUUUACUAGCAGAGAUAGGACUCACCGAGAGCGAAGGGCCGCCCCUCACGUCCUUCAGGCCUCAGUGCAGUUUCAUGGGCAUGGUUAUUUCUCACGACAUGCUGCUGGGCCGCUGGCGCCUUUCUUUAGAACUGUUUGGCAGAGUAUUCAUGGAAGAUGUUGGAGCAGAGCCUGGAUCGAUCUUAACUGAAUUGGGUGGUUUUGAGGUAAAAGAAUCAAAGUUCCGUAGAGAGAUGGAAAAACUGAGAAACCAGCAAUCAAGAGAUUUAUCACUAGAGGUAAAGGUUGAUCGAGAUCGGGAUCUUCUCAUUCAGCAGACUAUGAGACAGCUUAACAAUCAUUUUGGCCGAAGAUGUGCUACCACACCCAUGGCUGUCCAUAGAGUUAAAGUCACCUUUAAGGAUGAACCAGGAGAGGGCAGUGGUGUAGCGCGGAGCUUCUAUACAGCAAUUGCACAAGCGUUUCUAUCAAAUGAAAAAUUGCCAAAUUUAGAUUGUAUCCAAAAUGCCAACAAAGGUACUCAUACAAGUUUAAUGCAAAGAUUAAGGAACAGAGGCGAGAGAGAUCGGGAGAGGGAGAGAGAACGGGAAAUGAGGAGGAGUAGUGGCUUGCGAGCAGGAUCUCGGAGAGACCGGGAUAGAGACUUCAGGAGACAGCUCUCGAUUGACACCAGGCCGUUCAGACCUGCUUCUGAGGGGAAUCCUAGUGAUGACCCUGACCCUCUUCCGGCUCACCGGCAGGCGCUUGGAGAGAGGCUUUACCCCCGAGUGCAAGCCAUGCAGCCUGCAUUUGCAAGUAAAAUCACUGGUAUGCUGUUGGAACUGUCCCCAGCUCAGCUGCUUCUCCUUCUAGCCAGUGAGGACUCUCUGAGGGCGAGAGUCGACGAGGCCAUGGAACUCAUCAUUGCACACGGCCGGGAAAAUGGAGCUGACAGUAUCUUGGACCUCGGAUUAUUAGACUCCUCAGAAAAGGUACAGGAAAAUCGAAAGCGCCACGGCUCUAGUAGAAGUGUAGUGGAUAUGGAUUUAGAUGACACCGAUGACGGCGAUGACAAUGCUCCCUUGUUUUACCAACCUGGGAAGAGAGGAUUUUAUACUCCAAGACCUGGCAAAAACACAGAGGCAAGGCUGAAUUGUUUCAGAAACAUUGGCAGGAUUCUUGGACUUUGUCUGUUGCAAAAUGAAUUAUGUCCUAUCACAUUGAAUAGGCAUGUAAUUAAAGUGUUGCUUGGUAGAAAAGUCAACUGGCAUGACUUUGCUUUUUUUGACCCUGUAAUGUAUGAGAGUUUACGACAACUGAUCCUUGCAUCUCAAAGUUCAGAUGCUGACGCUGUUUUCUCAGCAAUGGAUUUGGCAUUUGCAAUUGACCUGUGUAAAGAAGAAGGUGGAGGACAGGUUGAACUUAUUCCAAAUGGUGUAAAUAUACCAGUCACUCCACAGAAUGUAUAUGAGUAUGUAAGGAAAUACGCAGAGCACAGAAUGUUGGUGGUUGCAGAACAGCCAUUGCAUGCAAUGAGAAAGGGUCUACUAGAUGUGCUUCCAAAAAAUUCCUUAGAAGACUUAACAGCAGAGGACUUCCGGCUUUUGGUGAACGGCUGUGGUGAGGUCAAUGUGCAGAUGCUGAUCAGUUUCACGUCGUUCAAUGAUGAGUCAGGAGAAAAUGCUGAGAAGCUCCUCCAGUUCAAACGUUGGUUCUGGUCAAUAGUAGAGAAAAUGAGCAUGACAGAGCGGCAGGACCUGGUUUACUUCUGGACAUCAAGCCCAUCAUUGCCAGCCAGUGAAGAAGGUUUUCAGCCUAUGCCUUCAAUCACAAUACGACCACCAGAUGACCAACAUCUUCCUACUGCAAAUACUUGUAUUUCUCGACUUUAUGUCCCUCUCUAUUCCUCUAAGCAGAUUCUCAAACAAAAAUUACUACUCGCCAUUAAGACCAAGAAUUUUGGUUUUGUGUAGAGUAUAAAAAGUGUGUAUUGCUGUGUAAUAUUACUAGCUAAUUUUGUAGAUUUUUUUUCCCAUUUGUCUAUAAAAGUUUAUGGAAGUUAAUGCUGUCAUACCCCCCCUGGUGGUACCUUAAAGAGAUAAAAUGCAAACAUUCCUUGCUGAGUUUGUAGCUUAAAGGCCUGAGAAGCACUGGCACCUUUUCUCUAUGAUGGUUUGCUAGUUGCUGACUUCUAGGUCUGACCCCAGCCAAAGAUGACAGCAGAACAACAUAAUUUACACUGUGAUUUAUCUUUUUUGCUGAGGGGGAAAAAUGUAAAAUGUUCUGAAAAUUCACUGCUGCCUUUGUGGAAAGUAUUUCAGCAAAGGUUCUUGUAUAGAGGGAAUAGGGAAUUUCAAAAUAAAAAAUUAAGUAUGUUCUGUGUUUUCAUUUUAA
Molecule: messenger RNA, 9255 nt
Organism: Apodemus sylvaticus (European woodmouse)
Lineage: Eukaryota; Metazoa; Chordata; Mammalia; Rodentia; Muridae
Gene: Ubr5
Product: ubiquitin protein ligase E3 component n-recognin 5
Exons: 59
Coding region: 432-8834 (2800 amino acids)
Biological process (GO): protein polyubiquitination; DNA damage response; regulation of double-strand break repair
Cellular component (GO): nucleus
Molecular function (GO): ubiquitin binding; RNA binding; ubiquitin-protein transferase activity
Source: RefSeq, a predicted model, not a curated record